Messenger RNA from Nymphaea colorata (pocket water lily), 1065 nucleotides. RefSeq lists its product as uncharacterized. Gene Ontology annotation, molecular function: 6-phosphofructokinase activity. The transcript is spliced from 8 exons. NCBI's taxonomy places the organism in Eukaryota, Viridiplantae, Streptophyta, Magnoliopsida, Nymphaeales, Nymphaeaceae. The record is from RefSeq and is a predicted model, not a curated record. Gene Ontology annotation, biological process: glycolytic process. Gene Ontology annotation, cellular component: cytoplasm. The coding region runs from base 1 to 1065 and encodes 354 amino acids.
AUGGGCCUCGCGUCCUCGCUCCUGAGGACGCGGCAUUCGGGCGGAGGUUCCGUCCUGGUGAGUUUCGAGGAGGGCGAUCGAGUUGGUGUGGCUGCCAUGAUCGUCGUUGAGGCGGAGUCCGCCGUCUUCUGGGAGCAGAGGGAGAAGGACGUCGAAGCGGAGAGGGAGUGGUCGAAGAUUACGAGCCCCGGCUUCAGCUUCUCCGCUGCGGGGCUUUCGUUUCCUUACCAUCUCGGCGUCGCGCAGAUUCUCCUGGAGAAGGGGUACAUUCGGGUGAAUCCAGCAAAAUACAAUGGCAUUUUUUCUGAUUUUAGUGUAUUAUGGAAGGAGCAAGGGGUUCUAGGACUUUGGAGAGGUUGGGCUGGGAAGUUAUAUGGAUAUGGUGCCUUGCACAAGGAGGUUGUAAGUUUGGCCUUUAUGAAUACUUCAAGAAGACUGAUUGCAGAUGCUGCCCUCUAUCCUUUUGAGGAAGUCAAAAUUCGUGUGCAAACUCAACCUAACUAUGCUAAAGGAUUGGUUGAUGGCUUUCCAAAAUUGUGUGCAGCUGAAGGUCUGCCAGGGUUCUACAGGGGUCUUGCUCCACUUUGGGAGAUUGAAAGGCGUGGUCUUAAAGUUUCAGUUGUCGGAAUUCCAAAGACUAUUGACAAUGAGAUUGCGGACCACUUUGCCAAGGAAAAGAUUGUAAUGAACCUCACAUACAUAGAUCCCACGUACAUGAUUCGUGCCAUUCCUAGCAAUGCUUCAGACAACGUCUAUUGCACGCUUCUCGUUCAUAGUGUUGUCCAUGGCGCCAUGGCUGAAUACUUGGGCUUCACUGUCAGUCCUGUUAAUGGCAGGCAUGCUUAUAUACCUAUCUACCGUGCGACUGAGAAGCAGAAUCAAGUCUGUAUAACCGACCGUAUGUGGGCGAGGUUGCUUUCCUCUGCGAACCAACCUAGCUUCCUCAGCCCAGAGGACAUUGAAGAAGCCAAGAGUAAGCGAGAGUCGAGCAUUCAAGAUCUACAAAUGUUCUUGGCAGACGGGAAGGCCUUGAGUGAGGACGCCAAUUUCUCGGCGACGUCAUAA